This is a messenger RNA of Brachypodium distachyon (stiff brome), 1725 nucleotides long. RefSeq lists its product as uncharacterized. Bases 839 to 1555 code for a protein of 238 amino acids. The transcript has 3 exons. The record is from RefSeq and is a predicted model, not a curated record. NCBI's taxonomy places the organism in Eukaryota, Viridiplantae, Streptophyta, Magnoliopsida, Poales, Poaceae.
GAAAAACAUAAGCAGUGAAUCAAAUCGAAUUGGGAGAUGGGCUUUCUAUAUUACUGAUGAUGCUCUCACAUAGCUUAGUACAAUCACUCGUGCGAGCCCAGUUAGGGCAUGAUCCUGCAAGCCCAAUAGCCAGACGAAGAUUCGGUUGACGAAUUAAGUUGGAUACAAACACUCUUGGACCUCUUGGUUUUGUUUGGGUUGACAAUAUUUACGAAAGCCUGGCCCUGUUUCUUUAUGUCUCUGUAGUGUAGUCCCCUCCCCUGUCGCUGUCCUCCCUGUGCUCCUAUUGUAGCUUCAGGUUUUCUGUUCGACUGUUUCUUCUGAAGUCAGCCGUGAUCACCUAAACCUAUUCUUUUUACUCCUCUCAUUAAUGAAAAAAAAAUGCUGCUGUGACGCCAGGAAAAACAUUCUGUCUCUGAAUCAUCGUAGAGUUGAUUUUCCAUCCAAAGGAAGCUUCAUCCGGAGUGUGAACCUACGUGCACUUUUGUUACAACUUACGAAUUGGUUGAAGUCUACUGCAUAUUGGUCAACACAAAGUGCAUACCCCUGUAGAAAUCAGAGUAUGCCAAUUCUCAAUGAACCGCACCAUAUAUUUCUGUCUCCUAUCCUAGAUUUCCUAGACAGGACAAACGACUAUGACUGGACCAGACGUUUCCCUCAAGAGAGAUUUACGAUUACACCUAGGGGCUGGAAAAAAAAUCCAAUUCAUGCAAGCAAGCAGGCAUGUAGUGCGUGACACUAAUUCCAUCAUCAUCAUCUUAUGAUUCCUGACUUCCUGUCUCUCUCCAUACCCUGAAUAUCACAAUACCAUAUCCCUGAUGCUACGGCCUACGGGGCAAUGGUGGAGAAGCACGUCCUUGUGAUAUGCGUCGCGGUGGCCGCGCUGGCUCUGGCAGCCGCUGCGCUGGGCAUCCUCGGCGAGGCAACCAAAUCGAAGUCUUUUGUCAGGUACGACGGGGCCAACUGCGUGUACCGGAGGACGCCGGCGUUCGGCUGCGGGGUCGCGGCGGCCGCGGCGCUGCUCACCGGUCAGCUCGUCCUCACCGCCGCCACCGGCUGCUGGGACCGGUGCCGGACCCGGCGGUCCGACCAUCGCCGGACCAGCGCCGUCUUUUCUUCUAUUCUCUCAUGGUUCCUGGCGAUCCUGGCCGCGAGCGCCUUCGUGGUGGGAGCCGUGAGGAACGAGAGCGGGGAGCGGCGGCCCAGGGGUGACGUGGCGGCGGCUUACUACCAGUGCACCGUGCUCGUGGCCGGGGUCUUCGCGGGGGGCUCCUUCCUCUCGCUCCUCGCCGCCGCCGUCGGGAUCGCCUCCUACCUCGGGAUCGAACGGGCGGCGGCGGGAUCUGCACCGUCAUCGCCGCCGUGGUCCGAUAAGGGUGGUAGCGCCGUCGCGAUGGGCUUGGGCCAGCCGCGGUCAUCGUUACAAGUUCGUCAUGGACCUCCUGGUCAGGGAUGUCUGACGGAUUGUUCCACGAGCAGCGGGUCGGUCGGGGCCCGGACCGUGCUGGAACUGUUUGAAGACGAGCGCCGUGCAGGCUACAUGUUGCACGAGUAAUUUUGUUUUGCGUGUGCAUCGCGCGUGUGCUCGGUGCAGAGUCCCGGGAUCGAUCGGUCGAGUGGCUGUGGUUCCGUGGGGAUGUAAUUUCUUGUACGGAGUACGUGUCAUUCGAGUUCGACUAACUUGAACAUUAGUUGCGCCGAAUUUCUCGUGACAUUCGUUACUUA